UCCGUUCCUGCAGUGUUGAAUGUUAAUAUUUACUAAAACAUCCGACCACUAACUAGAUACAAUUACUGUCUCACACUACAUUGGACACCAUGCUAGUGCUGUUGCUUUUGAUUCACACAGUGUUAGCCAAAGAAUUUUCAGAUACCCAAGACCACCCGAUAUUCAGAAACGUAAGCUCAUGUCCAGAAGUUGGAUAUUUCUUGAGUAGUGGAGCAGGGGAGAACAUCAGAGGAAAGCAGUGCCACCUUUGCUUCUGUCAGAACAAUGGAGUAGCUGUGUGCUGGAAACAUCAAAAUUCAAGAUGCGAUGCAAAGACCUACGUGCACGAUAAAAAAAUAAGGCCACGAAGAAGUCCGGGCUUUGCAGACCUGUUCUUCAAGGACGCAGCACGUGAUAUGUUUCAGAAGCAGACGCCCGAGGAAUGCAAGCCUUUUCAGGGAAGCUACAGCAUCGGCUGUCCGCCAGCGGACUGGUGUAUCGGGUGUACCGUGUGCGACUGCAACGCUAACGGCAGGUGGGACUGUCACGUCCUCAGCUUCUGUCCCGGUGACAAACGCAAGAAAAGCAGUAAGAAAAGGAGGACAGUAAUUAACGAGAUGAAAAUGAAACCUCCGUUGCAUUAUUCAACACCGACUCCAAAACCAACAACCAAGAGAACCCCACCAACAAAACCGACUACGAAAAGAGCAAUGCAAACUAAACGACAGGCUCGAAAAUAUAUGACAGUUCAGUCGAAAAUGAAGGGGACAGCACCAACGAAAUCAACACCUAGAAAAACUACGCCAAUUCAGUCAAAAGUUACUAUGCGAAAAAAACCAACAACUAGAAGAUCGACGACGACAAACCAACCAAAAACCAAAAGAACUGUUUUAACGAAACCAACGAUCAACAAAACUGUACAAACAAAACCAGCAGUCAAGAAAAACAUGGACACAAAAUCGACAGUAAAGAAAACAAUGGCAUCGAAACAGGCAAUCACUAGAACUGCAACACAGAAACCAGUAAAAAAUACCACCAUUAAUAAACUUAACAAGGUUCGGCAAAUUAAUGUAAAGCUACAGAACCUCAAUACAACAAAAAUAAAAACCAACCAAAUGAUGAGAAUAAACACUAAACAACGGAAGGACACGGUGAACAAUUCGCUCUCAAAAAAGCCGGUCAAUUCAGCUAAACCUGUUCAGAAAAAAACUCUAACGGCAAAUGUAAAUCCCGCAAUGAAAAGUUUUCAAAAAGUUACAAAAAAACCGAUGAAGAAUAAUGUUAAUAAUACCAAAACAGUAACCAAUACAAUGAUUUCGGUGAAAAAUAUCUCCAGUAAAAUUAUGAAGUCCAGUGAAAAAAUUAUAAACGAGAAACAGAAAAGUGUAUCAAAACUAAUCAAGAUAAGUGAUAAAGACGUACAACCAAAAAAUAAAAUAAUUAAUAAUUUUAGGUCCGAGCCUCAAAGAAACGUUACUGUUAUUGAAACGACAAAUAAAAUUAAAGAAAAGAUAGUAUCGAACAAAAAGUAUGGAAUGGCUUCCAAAAGAUUGAAUCGAAAAAAACGUUAUACAAAUCUUUUAUUGAAGACAAAUAAAUAA
This is a messenger RNA of Aricia agestis (brown argus), 1580 nucleotides long. Its product is annotated as probable serine/threonine-protein kinase samkC. The transcript has 6 exons. NCBI's taxonomy places the organism in Eukaryota, Metazoa, Arthropoda, Insecta, Lepidoptera, Lycaenidae. The record is from RefSeq and is a predicted model, not a curated record. Bases 90 to 1580 code for a protein of 496 amino acids.